AUGGCCCACCUGCAAGCUCGUAAACACGUCUCUCCCGAUUCUGGCUUCCCUUACACCCUCCAUCCUCACUUCAACCCAAAAAUCACCGGCCAUGUCCCGCCCGAGGCUGUACGCCAGCCAAUCGCCGUCGAUAAAGACCGGGCUGCGUGCGCGGACGUGGAGGAGAAAGCUCUGUUCGCCGUGGCCAGGAGAGUAGACUUGACGGAGUCGAUAGGGACGCUUCUGGAGAAUGUCCAGCUUUCUCAACUCACUUCUCAACAGCUAGAUGAGCUUGCCCUGCUGGUGACUGAGAGAGGUGUUGUGUUCUUUCGCGAUCAGGAGCUCACUACGGAGAAGCAAGUGGAACUAUUUCAACAUUAUGGCAUUCUCGACCGACAUCCGGCCCAGAAAGACCGAAAGCACGUGAUAAUCAAAGGCAGCACAGAAGACCAUAGGACCAUCUUGUCAUACACCCCGUGGCCAUCAGAAGACUCUCACCCCGACACGUCAUUCGAGAUCAACCCGCCCUCUUAUUCCAUGCUCCGAAUGAAAGAGCAUCCCGAAGUCAGUGGUGAUACAGCGUGGGUCAGCCAAUACGGCCUCUACGAUGCCUUGAGCGACGCCAUGAAGAAUCAUCUCGACGGUCUACAUGCGGUGCACACUUCGAGACUGCAAUACGACACGAUUUUCGACCUAUACUAUCUGCAGCAAUUCCUGGAAUACCACAUCCAUUCCGCAGACGAUCAUCAAGUGCGCUGGAAGUAG
Neohortaea acidophila is the source of this 744-nucleotide messenger RNA. RefSeq lists its product as uncharacterized. Lineage: Eukaryota; Fungi; Ascomycota; Dothideomycetes; Mycosphaerellales; Teratosphaeriaceae. Gene Ontology annotation, molecular function: 2-oxoglutarate-dependent dioxygenase activity. The transcript is spliced from 4 exons. The record is from RefSeq and is a predicted model, not a curated record. Gene Ontology annotation, cellular component: cytoplasm. The coding region runs from base 1 to 744 and encodes 247 amino acids.